ACCCCGCAUUGUGACUUAUGCCCCACGAUACAAUACUGCCAUUUGAAUUAUUGAAUCGAGCUUCACAAACCAUUAAAAUAGCCAUCACCAUCACAUUAUGCUCAUAUCUAUCAAGAAUUUUGCUAAUGGCUCCUUUCCCCCCUGGUACAGCAUGAGAUGACCUUCGAUUCGGCCGAUGCCGGUGCCUCUCUUACCUACCCUAUGCAGUGCUCUGCUCUGCGUAAGAACGGUUUCGUCGUGAUCAAGAACCGCCCUUGCAAGAUCGUCGACAUGUCCACCUCCAAGACCGGAAAGCACGGUCACGCCAAGGUCCAUCUCGUUGCUACCGACAUCUUCACUGGCAAGAAGUACGAGGAUCUUUCUCCCUCUACUCACAACAUGGACGUCCCCAACGUCUCUCGUCGCGAGUACCAGCUGCUCGACAUCUCCGACGACGGUUUCCUCUCUCUCAUGACCGAUGACGGUGACACCAAGGACGAUGUCCCUCUUCCCGACAACGAGGUUGGCCAGAAGAUCACCAAGCUCUUCAAGGAGGAGGAGAAGGACACCAACGUUAUUGUUCUCACCUCCAUGGGCGAGGAGUGCGCCAUGGAAGCCAAGGAGGCCCCCAACCAGGGUUAAAUCGCCUAGCCUUUGAUCCGCACCCUCCUUUAAAUGGCACUUGGCCUCUGAGCUCCGCAUUGAAAGAUGAACUGGGCUGGGGAUUUUUGUUUUGAUGAAUGUUUGGCGCAUCAAUACUCAUGGGCCAUGGAUUGGGCAUUGCGCAGAAGGACUCUAUCUGGACAGGAUUGCCUGCCGGUUAUGAUAUACGGCAAUUCUGAGCACCCGAGCCUCGGGCUCAAAAAAUGUUUUCCUUUGUUCCUAGCUCACACGCUGCACAUGCCAUCAUGUCACGAUACGUAGCGGCAAUUUUAUGAAGAAAAAAAUGGGAGAGCUUUGGAGUUGAUCAAGACUUGUUGAUAAUGAGUGACGUGAACUCUGUGAAGUCGUUGGGCACCAUGGUAACAUUUGCUUAAUGCGGCGUGCGUUGCGUAGGACGAGACAGUAUACUAUUCUCUGGAC
This is a messenger RNA of Fusarium oxysporum Fo47, 1062 nucleotides long. RefSeq names its product translation protein SH3-like domain-containing protein. The coding region runs from base 157 to 621 and encodes 154 amino acids. Gene Ontology annotation, molecular function: translation elongation factor activity; RNA binding; ribosome binding. Gene Ontology annotation, biological process: positive regulation of translational elongation; positive regulation of translational termination. The transcript is spliced from 3 exons. The record is from RefSeq and is a predicted model, not a curated record. NCBI's taxonomy places the organism in Eukaryota, Fungi, Ascomycota, Sordariomycetes, Hypocreales, Nectriaceae.